GUAGCCGGGGCAAAACACCCUUUUGCGCAAGAUCCUGUUUGCCUACCUUUGGGGAGGAUAAGGGUUCUUGCGCAGGAGGGUUUUUCGCAAAUGAGAGUGCGAGAAAUGCUACCGAGCGCUUCAUUUGCGCUGCCUCUGCCGACAAAUUCCUGCAGUGUAGCCGUCGCCUAAGAGUCCUGCAGAAGGAUUGGCCUGGUUUAAAGAAAAACGUAUUGCUGAAAUCAAGGAACGUGAUCCGGCGGCUAGCCUCCGGCCACCGGGAGAUGUGAGCCCCGUCCCUUGCUGUGACGGGCGGGGUGCAUCUUGAGUGCCUCUGCGGAUCACUCCUCUGCCUCACGGGAUAUAAUUAGGGGAGGAGCUCGGAGAUCUACACAUGCAAAGUGCUCCUACGUCUGUCUUGUGCCCCGAGGAGCGAGUGAAUAGCCCAGUGGUACUAAACUCCCUCGCUGACGGGGGUUCUUAGUCAGGGCUUCGGAAAACAAGCAGAUCCACUAGCAUCAGUUGGCUGGAUGUGACGGCAAGUCUUUUGUUGUCCCUGACGGGUGUGGUGCCUUGAAUAGGAUCUGGGAUCGAUGUCCUUCUCUGAAACGCCGAUCUUCCGGCGUGCGCCAUGCACGGGACCUUCCAGGACACCGCUGCAGGGAACAAUACAGGCAUGCGCGUGUCCACUCGGCGCCACAUGGUGUGUGCGGCAAUGGGUGUGGGUGUGAAGGACACGUCCACAGAGAUCAGUGCGGUAUCGCCACAGGUAGCCCGGUGGGCUUGUUGUGACUGGGGCGUUCCUCUCUGGAUCCAGAGCAUUGGCGGAUUCGGGCUCUGAAGCAUCCCCAGGGAGCUGACUUGGUGCCUCUAUGUUGCUGCCCUGUGAAGUGUUGUUGGCUGGGCCGGGGCUAGGGAGGGCUGACGCUUCCCUGGGUGGGAGAGAGCAGCUGCAGCCACAGCGGAGAAUUUCUUACUCCUGAUUGUCUUCCGUCCAUCUCUCUACCUUGCCGGCUUCUUGGAUCACAUUUCCCCUGUGGCCCGUUCCGAGAAGGAGAGAGACUGCCACGCCGCAGACCGAGCAGCUGGCUCUGGAUAAUCUCCUGCUCCUUUUGUGUGAAUGAUUUGCCCACCCUCGCGCUGCCUGCCACCUGACAAGAUCGGGUGCGGAAAGGUGUACAAGGGGCUGGACAUCAUCACAAACAAGGUAUCUUCCCGGGAGCAGGCUUCAUGCCAACACCACAUGAUCGGCUUCGUGGAUCCCUUGGUCUCUAACUACACCGUCGUGGACUUUCGGAACAAAGCCUCGGCCCUGAUUGAAGAGAUAUUUGCCCGAGAGAAGAUCCCAAUUGUGGUGGGCGGCACCAACUAUUACAUCGAGUCCCUGCUCUGGAAGGUCCUUGUCGACACCAAGGAACAUGCACGGAGGUGUGACUCGGGCAGCCCAAUCUGUGCCCCACAGGAGACGACCGGCCCUUCCCCUCGGGGAGCAGCCAGCCGGAAGGAAGAACUGGAGCAGCUGGACAGCCACGAGCUCCAUCGCCGGCUGCGCCAAGUGGACCCGGAAAUGGCGGCCAGGCUGCACCCCCGCAAUAAGCGCAAAGUGGCCAGGAGCCUGCAGGUGUUUGAAGAAACUGGGAUCCCCCACAGCGAGCACCUGCAUCGGCAGCAAGAGGAGGAUGGUGGGAGCCCACUGGGGGGGCCCCUGAAGUACCCACACUCCUGUAUCCUGUGGCUUUAUGCAGACCAGGCAGGUAAAGAGAGCGGAACGGGCAGAGCUGUCCUGGGGCCAGGGCUGGCUUCCCUCUGUGCCCCAGACACAGGCAGGGCCUCUCCCGUUCCCAGAGCAGCCUCCCUCCUGAGCCGUGUGGCAGCCUCGUCCGGUGCCUGGUCUGAGCCGGGAAGCCGAGAGCCCGGCUGCUUGAGAGCCAUGCUGGCUGCAGGGCUCCUGGAGGAGCUGCUGGACUUCCACCAGCGUUACAACCAGCAGAAGGUGGCUGAGGACUGCCAGGAUUAUCAGCACGGGAUUUUCCAGUCGAUUGGCUUCAAGGAGUUCCACGAGUACCUGAUCACGGAGGGGAAGUGCCCAAAGGAGACCAGCGCCCAGCUGCAGGAGAAAGGGAUUCAGGCUCUGAAACGAGUGACCAAGAAAUACGCCCGGAAACAGAACAAGUGGGUCCGAAACCGCUUCUUGACACGCCCCGGACCCCACGUGCCCCCAGUGUAUGGCUUGGAGGUGACUGAUCUCUCCCAGUGGGAUGAGAACGUGCUGAAACCUGCCCUUCAGAUUGUGGAGAGCUUCAUCCAGGGGCAGCAGCCGUUGGCCGAGCCUGUAAAGAUGGAGAGCAAGAUGCUUGAGGACAAAUGGAGUCAUCACAUGUGUGAGCUUUGUGACAAAAUCAUCAUUGGGGACCGCGAAUGGGCAGGUAGGAUCCGGAGGGGGGAGAUACGUGGGGAGGGCAGGAAGUGAGUCCAUAGAUACCUGCGCUUGGCCAUGUGACCUUCAUCACAUGAUCUCCGGUUUGUUUACAGCCCCUUAUAAAAGCAGCCACUUGCAAGCCUGGAGGGGGUUCGCAAGCCUUGCCAGAGCAGCCAUCUGUCAGCUCUUACCAUCGCGGGUGGGGGAGGACACAGUAAAGCUCACGCUCUCCUCUGGCAUGGGGUCGGAGGAGUCCUCGUAGUCAGAACCCUGCUUAGCGCGUGGCUUCCGAUGGGCCUUGUUACCAAGUCAGGAGGGUUAGUGAACAAAGCAGCUUGUUUCUUUUGCAGUUAUUGUUUGUGUGAAAUAAAAAACAGUCUGUUCUGGAGAGCUUUUUGAAGUCAGCCUUGCCCCACCCUUAAGGUUUUGUAAAACUAAAGCGUUUCCAGAUCUAAUGCCUACAGGAGCAUUUUCGUGAUUUUUUUUUUAAACUGAAUUUUAAUUCCAUUGAAAUAAAAAUCUUUUAAACCAAUUAACAUUCCUCGGAAGCGCAGAACCUUGAAGUGAAAUUGGCUAGAAACUGGCUCGCAGCAGCUGUGAAACGGACACCUCUGUCUUCAUUGUGCAAACUGAGUGAAAUGCUGCAGUGUCAAUAGCAAGGACUAGAUUUUAAAGAUUCGUUUACUUGUAUUGAUUUAAAGAGAGGUUUCUAGCAUAGGGAAGCUGGUGCUUUUGAUGCAGCAGUUCUCUGUAACAGGCUUAAAUCGUAAAGGUAACGAUCUGGUUUUCAGUAGAUCUGUGUAUUGGGCUAGUCUGAAGACAUUUUAAAAGCCAUCCAGACACACCCAGAAGAGAGGCUCUGUGGGGGCAUGUCUACAUUACAGUGUUAUUUUGAAAUAGCUUAUUUCGAAAUAACGCGUCU
Pelodiscus sinensis (Chinese soft-shelled turtle) is the source of this 3320-nucleotide messenger RNA. The record is from RefSeq and is a predicted model, not a curated record. Lineage: Eukaryota; Metazoa; Chordata; Testudines; Trionychidae.